This is a messenger RNA of Volvox carteri f. nagariensis, 2664 nucleotides long. Its product is annotated as SC5D, C-5 sterol desaturase. The transcript is spliced from 5 exons. Gene Ontology annotation, molecular function: oxidoreductase activity; iron ion binding. Gene Ontology annotation, biological process: lipid biosynthetic process. The record is from RefSeq and is a predicted model, not a curated record. NCBI's taxonomy places the organism in Eukaryota, Viridiplantae, Chlorophyta, Chlorophyceae, Chlamydomonadales, Volvocaceae. The coding region runs from base 130 to 1248 and encodes 372 amino acids.
GUACAUAGCAUUCUGGGUUGCAUAUAAUCUAUUUGCUUAAAACUCUAGCCUUAGCCAAACGAAAAGUGCAUCACCGACCGCUCAUACUCCCACAUCAUCAGCGGGCCGAGUGGCCCGCCGCUCGCCGAGAUGGCCAGCACACUUACAAGAACCCUGGUACUUGUCGCCAUUUUUAGUGUUGUUCUCGCGUCUAGCCACUUAUUGACACAUGACGGCAAGCCGGUGGAGGCAUUGCAUUCAAAGCCAUCGACGGUGGACGAGAUCACUGGGCAUUCGGGGGCGCUGCUUAGCGGUGUUCAAGACUGGUUUGCGUCCUUCGCGACCAUGGCGGACAUGCCUAAGGAGGAGCGCUUGCGGCUAUUAAAGGAGGAGAACGAGUGGUUGAACAGCUUCGUCAUGUGGAUCUUCCCUGAUGGCAUUCGUGAGCAGAUACCCCACUUCUGGCAGACCUGGCUGCGUUGUUGGAUUCUUUGCGCGCUUGUGUAUUUCGGCAUUGGCGCCGUCUGGAGUUAUUAUAUCUAUUUCUGCUUUGGCGACAAGCUCUUUGCACCGGACACCAUGCCAGCGUUCAAAGAUGUCGCUGAGCAAAUUCGGGUUUCCAACAUCGCCAUGCCGCUGUACUCCAUGCUUCCGACGCUAACGGAGUACGCAGCGGAGAAGGGCUGGACGUGUGCAUAUCCCCGCGUGGCUAACGUGGGGUUGCCCGCCUACGUGUUGUACUUCUUCCUCUACAUGGCCUCUGUCGAGUUCGGGGUGUACUGGAUGCACCGCCUGCUCCACGACAUCAAGUGGGCCUACAGGUUCCUGCACUACGACCACCACAAGUACAACAAGGAGCACACGUUGUCGCCGUUUGCCGGCUUGGCCUUCCAUCCCAUCGACGGCAUCCUGCAGGCCGUGCCGUACACCUGGACGCUGUUCUACUGCCCCAUGCACUUCCUAACCCACGAAAUCUUGCUCUUCGCGACCGGCGUCUGGACCGCGAACAUCCACGACUGCCUGCACGCGCGCGUUUGGCCCGUCAUGGGCGCCGGCUACCAUACUAUCCACCACACCACUUACAAGCACAACUAUGGACACUAUUUUGUGUUUAUGGACUGGCUUAUGGGCACGCUCCAUACGCCAGAGCAGUACGAGGCGGACAAGGAGGCGCGCGGAUUGUCAAAGCUGAUUCCGACUACGGCAGCAGCGGCGCCGCAGAUGCCAGCGAUUGCCGCCGGUGGCAGCGGAGGGAAGAAACAGCAAUGAGGUGGCUGAAGAGUGUGUAGUUAGUUGCGGACCCAGCUGAAGGGUUUGGACGAGCCGUAAUAUCACUUGAUAUCAGGGUUUCGAUUCGUAAUGCUUUCCUUUCUUUCUUUCUCUGGCGGCAUUUGGGAAUGGGGAAGACGGGAAUGGGGAAUAUUUUGUAUUAAAGUGCAUGGAGGCAGCGCGGCGGCUGAGUGGCUUCGGGGAAUUACCAGCUGCUGCUGCUUGCUGUUGCUGCCUCGGGGGUAUUUCGGCUCUCUAGGGAGAUGCGUUGCGGUGGCUCACCACUGGAUUGCUGUCCAUGCUGGUGGUGGUGGUGUUAUUAGCGGGGUGGUGCAUUUCAUGUUCCAUGGCGUGCUCGUCCUAGUGCACUGAUGCAAAUGGCGGAGGGUGUUGAGAUUGGAUGGAGAUUUCAGGAAUAAUCCAGGAGGAGGAAGACUGUGAGCAGAAGCAAGAAGUAUUGUGACCGCUAUUGUAAGCAGCAGCAGCAGCAAGUUGUUUCCGGAGUGCGCCGUGUAGCUACAGCCAGACAGCCUACGUACGUGUACCACCUUGUGGCCGCACGGGAGCGCGUUGCGCGGACAUUGGACCGUCCUUGGUUGGAUGGCUGGAGGGGCGCAACCGACCCCUGCUCGGAUGCGUGGCUCCCACUGCGCAGGGCGCUUCAGCCAUCUGAAAGGAUGCUGCGUGGUGUGCGUGUUUGUGUGUGUUGUCGACAGAGAGAUUCGCGCGAAUGUUGUGUUGCGAAUUAGGCGUUUGCUUUUGCCGUCCCUGGAGGCGGCGUUGGUGGAACGCGACCCUAGGAUUAGCCUUUACGGACUCGAUUGCGAGUGGUAGCCGCGUUGUUGCUUUGGCCGUCCUUAAGCAUCGGCUGUCAGCGCGAUGUUGAGGAGAGCGCAUCCGUUCCCUCUGACCUUUGUCCUUGACUUGGCAUGGCGCGAUGUUGAGGGUGCGAGGAAGGUUAUGGUGGUUUUGCCGAAGGCGCUGCUUGGGUUGUGUAGUGCCCAGCGCUGCUUGUCUUGAGACGUGGUGGAUCAGUGAAGCUACCCUCUUAAAGGUGGGUAGAUGACCUGAUGGUCUACAUGAUCCGGUCUUUGAUUGUAUUUCUGACGCGGACUUGCAGUGCAAUGGUUGCUAUCGUGGGGUGUAAUUGCCUUGUUUGUACUUUCACCUCGUUCUGCGCUUGCCUGACUGGUGCUAUUCGUGAUGAUGAUUCGUGUCCUGUUCCUGAGGUGGAGGAUUUGUGUACGUGUAUGGAUGUGUUCCUCUAUCCGUGUCCCAUGUAGCACGUAGCCAUAAAUAUUUAUUUCAGCACCAGGAUAUAAAGCUGAAGAGAAUGUGAAAAUAAAGCACAUUGCUUCCUGUCAGUAUAUUUAUUUGAACAUCGAUUGGUGAUGUGUAUGUGUUACCGUAAGAUUG